Clonostachys solani is the source of this 519-nucleotide messenger RNA. NCBI's taxonomy places the organism in Eukaryota, Fungi, Ascomycota, Sordariomycetes, Hypocreales, Bionectriaceae. The record is from the annotation of a GenBank genome assembly.
AUGUCGAAACGAGGAGCUGGCGCUGUCGACCAGAUUGUGAAGCUCAUUGUUGGAGCCGGGCAGGCCAGUCCGAGUCCCCCAGUCGGCCCUGCGCUUGGUAGUAAAGGUGUCAAGUCCAUGGACUUUUGCAAGGCAAGCCCGCUUCAUAAUUGUGCUGGGAGCCAUUGCUCGAGGCAUAGACUCGACGAGUUUAAUGCUAGAACUGCACACAUCGUCGUCGGCACCCCCAUGCCUUGCCGUGUCACUGUCCGCCCUGACCGAUCAUUUGUCUUCGACCUGCGAACGCCCCAGACAUCAUGGCUUUUGAAAAACGCCUGCAACGCACCCGUGGGGAAGAAGGGAAGGAAGGGAGCACAAAAACCUGGCCACGAGUCGAUCGGAACUGUGAGCCUGAAGCACAUUUAUGAAAUCGCAAAGAUUAAGCAGUCUGAACUUCGAUUGUCCGGAUUAUCACUGGAAGGACUCUGCCGAUCAGUUAUUUUCCAGUGCAAAUCGAUGGGAAUAGAUGUUGUGGCUUAA